AUGUUGGUGCCAAAAAUGAAGAAGAAGCGGAGGCGUCCAGCGUCAAUACUUAGAAAAGAGCUGCCACCAGAGAAGAGAGCACGUGAGCACGGAUUUGUCGCUCCCCGUUUGCCUAUUCAUGAUGUGGAGUUUCAAAUUAUGGAGGCUCUCAACAGCCAUGAAACAGUUGUUCUUAUUGGAGAAACGGGUUGCGGAAAGAGUACACAAGUUCCGCAGUUUUGCGUCCGAAUUGGGUUGGCUAAGAAAGGGAGAGUUGGUAUAACUCAACCGCGACGACUAGCGGCCGUUUCGCUUGCCAAUCGAGUAUCUAUGGAAGUCGAUUCGCCUUUGGGACGGAAGGUUGGGUACCAUGUCAGAUUCGAAAAGGAGAUGUCAGAGGAAACGGAAAUUGUUUUCUUGACUGAUGGUAUUUUACUACGAGAAGCCAUUCAUGAUCCUUUGCUGAGAGAAUACAGUACUAUACUCGUCGAUGAAGCUCAUGAGCGUAGUCUUCAUACUGAUAUUUUAUUGAACGUGUUGCGGUUGUGCCAGCGGCAACGUAAAGAAUCAGGCAUGCUUCCCCUUCGUAUAGUCAUAAUGUCCGCUACGCUCGAAGCUAAACUCUUCUCUAGUUACUUCAAUGAUGCUCCCGUUUUUGUUAUCAAAGGUCGAGCUUUCCCUGUCGAGGUCUUUCACGCUGAGCUCAAUCCCGAGAAUGCAGACUACGUCUUCAAUGCUCUUGUUUGCAUCAAAGACUUACAUCAAGAAGAACCUAUAAGUGAUCACUUUCUUGUCUUCUUGACUGGUCGUGAAGAGAUCAUGUGUGCAGUAAGAAAACUGAAAGAGCUGAGUGAGCACUUCACCUCUCCAAUCUAUCCUGUUCCCCUGUUUGCAGCGAUGAGCAGUGUUGCUCAAAUGAAGGCGUUCGAUCCACCACCGGAGGUUUGUCAGAACGCUGAAUACUUUUGUUUAUUUCAUAUUCUAUCUAUAGUAGAAUGCCGUUAUUCUUUGCAUUUUUUGCUUGAAGUGCAAGGGUGUAGCAGUUUUAUUUUGGCAUUGUAUUUAUUAGAACUUCUACUGUAUUCAUUCAUCUCGAAAAUCGUGAAAUUCUAG
Cooperia oncophora is the source of this 1092-nucleotide messenger RNA. NCBI's taxonomy places the organism in Eukaryota, Metazoa, Nematoda, Chromadorea, Rhabditida, Trichostrongylidae. The record is from the annotation of a GenBank genome assembly.